ACUCAGCCUGGAUACUCAGUCACACCAGGCACCAGCUCUGUCUGUGCUGGUCCAGCUGAAUUUGCGGUGUGUUCUUUAUUAGGACAACAGUACAUUGGUGACCCAGCCUGUGUGUGUGUAACCUGGGUUUGGCAGAGAGACAAGUAAGCUCCUGGCAGAAGAGAUGAGCACGGAGGGGAGACCCAGGCUUGGAGGCCCCCCACAGAUGUGCUCCUUGAUGAUUUUCUCCAAGAUCUUCCCGAGCGCCAAGCCCUGGCUAAGAUGAGGGGAGGCUGCCCUCAGCUAAACUUAUGGACUAUUCUGAUUCCUGCCCUUGCUUUCAAAGCUUGUGUCACCUGUGGCUGCCUUGUUCUCCUCUUUAGACAGAGCUGCAAAGAGCACAAGACCUUACCUCAGAAUUCAGCACAGUGGCACUGUGUCCUGGGGACACCUGAGAGCAAAGAGCGGGUCUGGAGGUGUUGUCCCAUGGGCUGGAAGCUCUUUCACACCAGCUGCUACUACUUGUUCUCUGACAGUAGGUACUGGGAUGAGAGUGAAAAGAGCUGUAUGCAAAUGGGCUCCCACCUAGUGGUGAUCAACAUGGAGGCUAAACAGGAUUUCUUGCUCAGCUGGCUAGAAGGAACAGUUACAGCUGGGGAAGGAAAGAAGAGUCACUGCCUUGGUCUGUAUUACUGGGCGGGAGAAGGCCAGUGGCACUGGGUGGAUCAGACACCAUAUAACCAGAGUGCAACGUUCUGGAUACCCAGGGAACCCAAUUUCCUCCCCUGGGAGAAGUGUGCUGUCUUGCAAGUGGGAAGGAGAACAGCAUCCUCAGGGAAAAGGACCUGGAACAAUAUCCGCUGUCACAAAUAUUGUCAUGGAAUCUGUGAAACUGCAGCAGUAAAUAUCUGAUGGGAGACAUCUCAUCAUGGAUGUGAGACUAGAGAGAGCCUGUCUCUUGCCUGGGGGAGCUCCCAGGGAGAUGUGCAGAUGUGGGGUUUGGAUAAACCCUGGCAGCUGGACUGUAGCUCUGCAGGGGGGUGGGGAGGUGGUCACCAUGUUCAAGGACUUGAACUUACCAGAAAAGUUAUUUUCUGAAAAAAAUGUCAGCUGAUGGACAUGUUAAAAGUGGAAGAAAGUCUGUUUCAGCCAAGUCCUGCCUGAGACAUCCCCAAAAUUCCCAAGACCUCAGUCAAGGCAUUUGGUGAAGAAUGGCAAGAGAGAGAGAUGGGGAAUUUACCUGAAUGUGUGGAGGAAUAUUGCCAUCUUCUCCAUUAUCACAGGUGAUGCUGCUAAGUGUAGUGGCUGCCCUUGUCCCAUUGGGAGCAUCAUGCUCAUAUCAAGGAUGUUUAUUGUAAACAGGAGAGGGUCUCCUCCUGUCCAAGUGGCUCGUGACUGCAGGAUGCAGGGUGAGAUUCAGUUUUCAGGAAGAUUCCAGAGUGGAAGUCUAAUCCUCAGAGCUGUAUUUUGUACACCCACCCCAGUCACCAGGAGUCAUAAUUUAACUACCUGUCCAUGUGUGUAUAUCUAUAGAGUCAUGUCAUAGGCUCAUUAUUUCCCACCUGAGCAGAACCCUUGUAGAAAUCAAUCUGCAGUGCAUCAUAAGAACAACUCAUCUUUCCUUGUCGUCCCCAAGGUGAGAUCCUAUUAUUCUCUGGAUUUGGGAUCAUCAGUGUUGUUUCCAGAAUAUUCACAGGCAGACAUAAACCUUCCUGGUGCUGAGAAAGGUACUUUCCCAAACCACUGUCACCCCAGGACAUGACUGAGGGACCCCAAGCUGGCAUUGUAGUGGGUUACUAUUGCUGCCUCUUCCAAACUGGCAGAUCAAUACCAGUUUGAUGCUGGGCUGAUUGAGGGUGGCCUUUGUGUGGCACUACUACCAUAUGUGCCACUGCCCUGCCAUCUGGGCAGCUAUUGCUCAGAAGAUGUUCUCAGUGCAGUGCCCUGCUUUGAACUGCCAAAGCAUGUCCUCUUGGCCCCAAAUGGCCAGGAGGUCAGCCACCUCUAGCUGAAUCCCAAGUGCCAGCCCUGAGCACUUGCCUCUUGCCUUACUAGCAGGAAUCCUGAUGUUCCUUACUUAAAAACUGGAAAUUCUCUGAUAACAAAAAUUCCAAAAUCACUCUUUAAAAUACCCCCAAAUCCAUGUUCUUACACAACUAAAACAAUAGACCACUAUAUAUAUAUCUAGACAGAGAGAGAGAGAGAGAG
Messenger RNA from Alligator sinensis (Chinese alligator), 2187 nucleotides. Its product is annotated as C-type lectin domain family 6 member A-like. The record is from RefSeq and is a predicted model, not a curated record. The transcript has 7 exons. Lineage: Eukaryota; Metazoa; Chordata; Crocodylia; Alligatoridae. Bases 262 to 891 code for a protein of 209 amino acids.